AUGCUAGUUAUGAAAAUAGAGAAGGACAACAGUUUACCAUCAGGUUCCAAACAACGACAACAACACCCCAAAAAUGCACCAGAACCCUCAAUCACACUGGCAAUGUCACCAACAUCCUCCUACACGUACACACCCACAGAGUGUUACCCCAGAUCCUACCACCCAGCCCUCCAUUGCCGCCCAACCAUCCCCUCAGACCACCUCCCUAACGAUGAAUAUCGUUACUUAGUAAAACUGCAAGACCGCUCACGUUUAGAAUCCCAUUUCGCUCAACCCUCACUACCCUCUUCUUCAUACAACACUCUCCGGAAAACAGCAUAUCAAGAACAACCUAACUUGAGUCGCGAAUGGCGCACAAAGGUUUCCGAGACGGCAAAUGCUACUCGCGCGGCAUUAGGACCAAUUUUCGAUUUCACGGAGGAGGGUUAUGAGCGUAUGCAAACAGCAAAUAACAAUCGAUAUACCGGUGGUGGGUAUCGUGAUGAGAGUGAGUAUGAAGAUUACGUCCCUUCUCGCCGUGUCCAUGAGCUCAACCAGAAAUACUGGGAUAACGACGAAGGGUACAUGAAUGAGCAGUAUCGCAAGAACGGUUGUAGUCUGCAUUCAGGUAGGCAUGUUGGUAUCAGUCCUUUAGCACACCCGCACCCUGAGCCUACGCCGCCACUAGGCAGAAAGCGGUAUGAUAGUGGAGUAGGGGAGAGUCCCAUGUAUGGACCGACGCCAGAACUCGGUAGUAAGUUUGACUGGAGUAGCGAUGAAGACGAGUCGCCGAAACGCAAACGUUGGGGACGUCUUUUUCGGAGUAAGGAAGCUGGAUGA
Alternaria alternata is the source of this 819-nucleotide messenger RNA. RefSeq lists its product as hypothetical. The record is from RefSeq and is a predicted model, not a curated record. The transcript is spliced from 2 exons. The coding region runs from base 1 to 819 and encodes 272 amino acids. NCBI's taxonomy places the organism in Eukaryota, Fungi, Ascomycota, Dothideomycetes, Pleosporales, Pleosporaceae.